Molecule: messenger RNA, 1588 nt
Organism: Durusdinium trenchii
Lineage: Eukaryota; Dinophyceae; Suessiales; Symbiodiniaceae
Source: the annotation of a GenBank genome assembly
CCUUUUUUCUCCAUCACAUCGUGUUGAUUCGUGCGCCGAAACCCGGCACGGUGCCCUCGCGGGGACGAUCCUCGCACCUCGUGCGCGAGACGCUCAGCAGCUCCAUGUCCGUGUUGCUGGCCAUCACCUGGGCCUCUAGCAUCCUCACAAGCUUCGGGAGACUUGCCAGUCUUGCUAGCCUGGAGGAGGACUCUGAUUCCCUGAGACUGGUGCAGGUGAGGUCAAAUGCUACCAGCCGAUGCAGUGCCUAUCCCCAUCAUGGCCAAAUGGACUGCGACGGUGCACCGAUGUGCGGGGUCUUAGCCCUGCAGAUGGGCACAGGAGGAGGCGCCUACAGCACUCCAACUCCCAAGGUGCAUGGGCUCUGGCCACAGGUGCCUCCCUAUGGCAACUCUGGUUGUGUGGCGCCAACCAAAAGCACAAGGGAUCCAACCACGCUGGUUUCGUGUUACCAGCCGACAGGAUCACAGACCGCCAGCCAUCAGCAAUGGUUUGAGGAACACGAGUGGGAGAAACACGGCAUGUGCUCCGGGGCGACUGACGCAGCUGACUACUUCAGUCAGAUUUGCGCCUUGUCCUCCAAGCCUUUACGCAUCAUGGACGGCAUUCGAGCAGCGGGUGGCUCCGUCACAGAUGCCGCGGAUCAGUUGCAGCGCUUGGGGAUUUGUGUCCACUCCAUGGGCACACACGACCAGAUCGAGCUCUCAGCCUGUGCCGGCUCGGACGGCCGUUGGAAGUUGGCCGACGUCGACGCCUUCUCGCGCGUGUGCGGCGGCGCGGCGCCUGCGCCACCUGCGCCGCCGUCGCCACCGUCGCCACCACCGACACCGAGCGGGCGCUGCGUGCCGAACAAGCAUGGACCACCAUGCCAAGAGGACAGCGAUUGCCGGGGAUUCACGAAUUGCCUGCGCUGCGCCCGCUCGGGCUUUUGCACAGAUCAACCUGCAUGGUGAGCUUAGGGGGCCUUUGCAUGUUGCAAGACUCUGAGCUUGGGGGGCAAGCUGCUCGUCGCAAGAGACGCCGUGCAAGAAAGAGCAGCAAAACAAAGCGUGGGCGCCUGUUUCUGGUCUACAGAGGAAUCGUCCCUCACUGUGCACAAGGAGAGAUCUCUCUGAACUUUUCUACAGUGAGUUCAGAGCACUAGCCAAAAGAGUUCACCUUGUUUGGUGCCAAUGCCAUCGACAGGUGGAGAUAUCCUCAAGCGAAAGAUGGCAGGAUGUGUUUUUGUUUGUCAAAGCUUUGCACCCGACCGGUUUCCUUUGCGACGGCCGAGAAUCGCUAGGAUGUGUUCAGAAAGAAGCAAGAUGUCACCAGAAAAUGGGUGUAGCAUGUGUCACCAGUUCUCGGUGGGAGAAAUGAUGGGAAUUUGCAUCAACCACAUUCUCAUCAUGAGACUUGGCAUCCCGAUCUCAGGGGCCGAGAAGGGCCGUCGGCCAAGAAGGGCCAAGAUCUGUGAUCCAUGUUUCUGCCGAGAGCGAUCCGAACACUGGGCAUCUGAAAGAGACAUCUUUCGCUGCGGAAUCUGCGGAUGACGAGUGGACAUAGGGUCAGACAUAGGGUCAGACAACGUUUCUGUAGUACUUCGAGC